Messenger RNA from Fusarium verticillioides 7600, 531 nucleotides. RefSeq lists its product as hypothetical. The transcript has 2 exons. Bases 1 to 531 code for a protein of 176 amino acids. The record is from RefSeq and is a predicted model, not a curated record. NCBI's taxonomy places the organism in Eukaryota, Fungi, Ascomycota, Sordariomycetes, Hypocreales, Nectriaceae.
AUGGACGGUGAGCAGGACGAUGAGAGCCUCGCCAUUGAAAAUUUCAGCCGUCAUAGCGAUCAACUAUCACCAGAUAUUCACAGAAUAUACAUAUCUCACAAUGGCCAGAUCAUCUCAACAUAUGCGAACUCGAAAAAUGAUCCAACCUGCUGUGUACACUAUCCACCUCUUCACGAUGCCUGUUUCCCAGACGGGGUUCAGACUGUUCGGCGGGACAAGUUUGAGGAACUCGAGAGGCUUGGUCCUGACACGGACCUUGUUGCAUACUCGCCAUACAUAGAGGGACCUGUCGUCUUUAAGUACUACUUCUUGUGGCAGUAUGCGCAAAUGUCGUGGAAGGAGAUGAACCUAUGGAUGCGUCAUCCCCACCAUCCAAACAUUGUUCCGUUUGACCGAGUGGUCGUUGACGAGCUUGAAGGGCGCAUAGUCGGAUUCACCUGCGACUACGUGCCUGGCGGCAACCUAGAGGAGAACAAGUCUCGCGUUUUCAAAACCAAGUGGCUACAAACAACUCAUAAGGGUCGUAGAUGA